CUGUGACCAUCCGAGCCAGGCCCCAGCAAUGAAUAAUUCGACGAGCUGUUUGGCCACCGCAACAGUUUGCAACGGUUCAUCCUGCGUGGUACCUGUCAGCAAUUUCAAUGCCGUUCUAAGUGUGGUCCUGAGCACCGUCCUGACCAUUCUAUUGGCUUUGGUGAUGUUCUCCAUGGGAUGCAAUGUGGAAAUCAAGAAAUUCCUGGGGCACAUAAAGCGGCCGUGGGGCAUAUGUAUUGGCUUCCUCUGUCAGUUUGGAAUCAUGCCCCUCGUGGGAUUCAUCCUGUCAGUGGCCUUUGACAUCCUCCCCAUCCAGGCCGUCGUGGUGCUGAUCAUGGGAUGCUGUCCCGGAGGAACUGCCUCCAAUAUUUUGGCCUAUUGGGUCGAUGGCGACAUGGACCUGAGCGUCAGCAUGACCACAUGCUCCACGCUGCUGGCCCUGGGAAUGAUGCCGCUGUGCCUCUUAAUCUAUACCAAAAUGUGGGUCGACUCGGGGACGAUCAUAAUUCCCUAUGAUAACAUAGGUACGUCUUUGGUGGCUCUCGUUGUCCCUGUUUCCCUUGGAAUGUUUGUUAAUCACAAAUGGCCCCAGAAAGCCAAGAUCAUACUUAAGAUUGGGUCCAUCACAGGUGCAGUCCUUAUCGUGCUCAUCGCUGUGGUGGGAGGAAUACUGUACCAAGCUGCCUGGAUCAUCGCCCCCAAGCUGUGGAUUAUAGGAACAAUAUUUCCUGUGGCUGGUUACUCUCUAGGGUUUCUUAUGGCUAGGAUAGCUGGUCAGCCCUGGCACAGGUGCCGCACAGUUGCUUUGGAAACAGGAAUGCAGAACACUCAGCUGUGUUCCACCGUAGUCCAGCUCUCCUUCACCUUUGAGGAGCUCAAUCAGGUGUUUACCUUCCCACUCAUCUACAGCAUCUUCCAGCUCGCUUUCGCGGCAAUAUUCUUAGGAGUUUAUUUGUCAUAUAAGAAAUGUUAUGGAAAAAACAAUAAGGAAUUUUCAGAGAGCAAAAACAACGAAACAAUUCCCGAGUCAUCACUCUAUAAGGUGAAUGAAGGAUUUCAACCGCAUGAAGAGUAG
Molecule: messenger RNA, 1075 nt
Organism: Miniopterus natalensis
Lineage: Eukaryota; Metazoa; Chordata; Mammalia; Chiroptera; Miniopteridae
Gene: SLC10A2
Product: solute carrier family 10 member 2
Biological process (GO): bile acid and bile salt transport
Cellular component (GO): apical plasma membrane
Molecular function (GO): bile acid:sodium symporter activity
Source: RefSeq, a predicted model, not a curated record